Molecule: messenger RNA, 1861 nt
Organism: Toxotes jaculatrix (banded archerfish)
Lineage: Eukaryota; Metazoa; Chordata; Actinopteri; Toxotidae
Gene: grap2a
Product: GRB2 related adaptor protein 2a
Exons: 8
Coding region: 321-1193 (290 amino acids)
Molecular function (GO): protein binding
Source: RefSeq, a predicted model, not a curated record
GGCAGCAACAUCAGAGCGGACCCUCGGAGCUCACGCAUCUUCCGUCUUUACGCGACUGAAUCCAGUCAAAAGAGCCGUAAAACAUUAUUCUCCGAAAACCGGGACUUUUAUUUGUGAAUGAAAACGUUACUGGACUGACAGAUAUGAUGCCGUGUUCAUCUUUCGGAGGGAGAAGAGGCCAGCCUUAGAAUAAACUUCAACUACAAGUUCAGCUGCGGCCCAGAGAAGAGGACAGGUGAGCUGAAGAAUGCGUUUAAUAUAAAAACGCCUGCUGUGGACCCUCUGUUUUCUAAACCUCUCUGACAUUUCAGCCAGUCCCAAUGGAAGCCAGAGGAAGGUUUGAUUUUUUUGCGACAGGAGACGACGAGCUCAGCUUCAGAAAGGGCGAUAUACUCAAGAUUUUAAGCCGACAAGAUGAGUGGUACAAAGCAGAGAUGAACGGACAGGAAGGAUUCGUACCACAAAACUACCUUGAAAUGCAUACUCCAGAAUGGUUUCAGGAGGACGCCAGUCGCAGCGCUGCUGAAGAGGCCCUGAAGCACAAAGAUGUUGGCGACUUUGUGAUUCGAGGGUCCCAGAGCUCCCCGGGAGACUUCUCCAUCUCCGUCAGACACGAGAGUGAUGUUCAGCACUUCAAAGUGUUGAGGGACAACAAAGGCCAGUACUUCCUGUGGUCUGAGAAGUUCACCUCCCUAAACAAGCUGGUGGAGUUCUACAAGAACACCUCCAUCUCUAAGACCAGGGAGAUCUACCUCAACGACGGCAGCUCGCCCAGCAGGAGUCCCUCCGUGGCCCAGUCGGUAAAGAGAGGAAGUUUGCCUGAACAACAUCAAUCAGCUGCAGCGAUUGCCGCUACACCGCGUAGAGCUUCAGACCAGCCUCACAACCAGCUGGCUAGGAGAACAGGUCUGGAGGAGCGAGCUCACACCAUCGGUCACACAGGAAGAGACAGCCCCGUCAGCUCUGCUUAUGCUCCCCCUCGUCGCACAUCUGAAACCAUGCCCCUGCCUCAGAGGCCGUCCGCGGUGCAGGUGAAGGCGCUGUACAACUUCACUGCAGAGGAGGACGACGAAAUCGGUUUCUCUGCCGGAGAGAUCAUCGAAGUGCUGGAUCGCUCAGACGCCUCGUGGUGGAAAGGGAUGGUGCGGGGAAGAAUCGGGCUGUUUCCUGCCAACUACACAACUCUGAUGUGAGAAAACACCCCAGGCGACGCACUUACUAUGCCUACACACAUCCACAGACUUGCUCUGCAGUUGCAGCGGCUCUGAAUUUGUGUUUUUGAACACAAACACUGAGCAGACAGACAGUGACUCAUCUAAUCUCUGCACCACAUGUCGGCACAUCUUCAACACACUGUGGCCCAAAUGACUGUGAGUUAGUUAGUGUUUUCACAUAUAUAUGUGUAUAUAUAUAAACAUAUACAUAUAUACACACACACACACACACACACACACGUACACAGCAACUCACGGCGUUCAUUCAGGUUUUAUUGGACAUGUUUUGUCUCAGUUAUUCACAGAGGAGCAAAGACACAUCCUAAGACCUGGCACAUGUUUAACUGGCCCGCAGGAACUGCUGCAGAUGGCAGGGAGGAAUGUUUUAUCAUCUGUAUUAUGACGUGUCUGUCAGCAGGUUUUUAUUUCCAAAAUGCUCUUUGGCCAGUCUGCUGAUGAAUCGACUGUUUCUGCUCACACUGUAAGUGUAGUCACAUUUUAUACCACGAAAACAAAGUUUGAAAAAAAGCAUGAAAAAAGUUUGAAAAAAAAUCUGUAGAUAUCUCAGGAACUCUGAAUGCUUUACUUAGACGUGUAACUUCCUCAGCGCGCACUGACUUGGAAAUAAAAUGUUUUUUUAUCACCGA